Molecule: messenger RNA, 369 nt
Organism: Myzus persicae (green peach aphid)
Lineage: Eukaryota; Metazoa; Arthropoda; Insecta; Hemiptera; Aphididae
Product: putative lysozyme-like protein
Exons: 1
Coding region: 1-369 (122 amino acids)
Source: RefSeq, a predicted model, not a curated record
AUGCAAGCGUCCGGCGGACUUAGCAGUAGUAGUUCGUCAGGUUCCAGUAGUCUUCCCGGUAGUAUGUCUAGUGGUGGUUUCUCAUCGGGUAGCUCUGGUGGUGGGUUCUCAUCGGGUGGUUCUAGUGGUGGGUUCUCAUCGGGUGGUUCUAGUGGUGGAACUCUACUUCCAGUUUCACCAGGUAGCUCUAGUGGUGGUACUCUGCUUCCAUUUCCACCAGGUAGCUCUAGUGGGAUUCCAGGUUUAACAGAUAAUACUUUACUUCCGAGUUUAUCACGUGCCUCAAGUAAUAAAUUACUUUCCAACUUGUCAGCUAAAAAUAUAAUUCCAAAAGGAAAACCGUCUCAAUAUGAUGCUUAUAUACUUUAG